UUUAUCCAUAUGGGUAGAAUGGGCUGCGAAGAGUCAUCCAGCAAUGGCUGCUCUCACUUGUUCCACUUGUUCUUCUUCCACAGCCACAGCCACAGCCACAGCCUCUGCUCUAUGCUGCCACAGGGCCCAGAGGAGAAUGUUGAGCAGAACCCUACAGCGACUGCCCAUCUCCUACAGCUAUCCCCUCACCCCCACUUCUCACUUUCUCCACCACCCUUUCUCACUACGGGUUACAAAUGAUUCUAACAGGAUUGAAGUGUCUCCGGAUCUUACAGUUGAAAGAUCUGAGGUUGACGAGCUUGUUGAUGGAAUGAGCUUUGGUGAGCUCUGCAAUGAUUUUGAGUGCAUUAGUAGCCCCUCUAUCGAAGCCACAGCAAGGCAAUUAGCAUGCGAUAUUCUGGAGCUACGAGAAGGCAAUCGUGCUCUGGGAACAUUCUCAAUCUCUGUCAAGUACAAGGAUCCCGUCAGAAGUUUUACUGGUCGAGAGAAAUACAAGAGACCCUUGUGGGUAACUGGUGCAUUAGAUAAGCCCUCUGUGACUGUACAAGAAAUGGUAAUGUUGUCAACGAGUGUGCUAAGUAUCAAGUGGACAAUCAAAGGGAAGCCCAAGUUUUUUCCUGCUAGUAUAUGUGGAGACUUGAUAGUCAGGGUGACUUCUCAGUUUACUCUAAACCAGAUAAGUGGUCAAGUGAUUGAGCAUGAGGAGUUCUGGGAUUUGUCUUCGUCAUCUGCCUUUGCUCAGGCAUUUUUCUGGAUGUCUCGUCGACUUUUUGCUGCAACUGAAGUUGGAAAAGAUACAGCUGAGGUUGUUAAGGAGUUGACAAAGCGUCUCUCGACAGAAAAAGAGAACUUAGAGAUAUAUCCAGAUCCUUCUGGUGAUCCAACAAAGGCUCCAAGUUCUGCCUCUUGAUAUAUUUAGCUCUCCUGGCCAUACGUUUGAGCAGAAAGGAGUCCAGAAAAAAAUGUAUAGAAAGGAUGGAUCAAUGUUAUAAAUUUCUCAUUUGCAUGAUUUUUGGAUCACAUCAUGUGAGGGAAAUGAUUUUCUGGAUGGGCUUCCGUAUUCUUUCACUGAAUAAAACUAACUCUAUAAGACAUGUAGAUUUACUGGAGUGGUCAAGUCAAACUGUGCAUCAAGGUUGUUGUGAAUUGCUACCACCCUCAAGAAUUGUCCAACCAAAUUGUUAGCUUUCUUGCGAAGAUAUGUCAAUGUUAAAGCUUUCCUCUUAAAACCAAUUGGCUUGAAGUGGGGUGGCCUCUAGUGGCUCUUAUACAAGAUAGUUGAGUUAAUUAUAGUCGAUGUGGGACUAUCUCAAUACUCCCCCUUACAUGUAAGCCUCUUAUGGCUCUGUUUUCGUGGGUCGAAUAAGGAGCCUAUCAUCGGGGGAGGCCCAACGUAUUUGUUCUAAUACCAUGGUAAAGUUUCCAUCUUAAAAUCAAUUGGCUUGAAGUGGGGUGGCUUGAAGUGUGGGAUUAUCUCAAUAGUCAAUAAUGAUCGUGAAGCAAUUGGUUGGGUCUCAUGUCUUGUAAUUAUUUAAACCUUUUGAAUUUACAAUGAAUCAUGCUUUUUUUUUU
Molecule: messenger RNA, 1572 nt
Organism: Macadamia integrifolia
Lineage: Eukaryota; Viridiplantae; Streptophyta; Magnoliopsida; Proteales; Proteaceae
Exons: 5
Coding region: 44-910 (288 amino acids)
Cellular component (GO): chloroplast
Source: RefSeq, a predicted model, not a curated record